This is a messenger RNA of Rhododendron vialii, 4726 nucleotides long. Its product is annotated as probable alpha,alpha-trehalose-phosphate synthase [UDP-forming] 9. Gene Ontology annotation, cellular component: cytosol. Lineage: Eukaryota; Viridiplantae; Streptophyta; Magnoliopsida; Ericales; Ericaceae. The transcript is spliced from 3 exons. Gene Ontology annotation, biological process: trehalose biosynthetic process. Gene Ontology annotation, molecular function: catalytic activity. The record is from RefSeq and is a predicted model, not a curated record. The coding region runs from base 1570 to 4254 and encodes 894 amino acids.
GCAAGGUCCCUUGGUUAUGGCAUUUUCAAGUCUUCAGUCAUGUGCCUUUCAGUAUGGUCCAGGCUCAAGAAAGGCACACUCUUUCUUGAAAUUCAAUCUUCAUUACUUCUAUCUUCAUCAUUUUAGGUUAUGAUGUUUUAGUAAGGACAGAUAAGGCUUAAGUCAUUAUUGUUGAUAGAUUUGGUUUGCUUAUUCUAGUUUCAUGGGCUGAUGCUUGACUAUUGAAACGUGAUACUGGCUUGAUUCUUGCUGUUUAUGUAAAGUAAUGACUAGCUUUCUAUUGUUGCAGUGGACUGAUAUUCGACUAAGGUGAUACAUAACGACAAUUAUAGGUACAUAUGACAAUUAUAGAUGGAAAUGCUGGGGGUAGGGGAAUAUCUAACUAACAUGGGAUGCUGUGGUAAAAAGGAUAUUAAUUUGUGGAAUCUAUGUGGCAUUUAACUCUCGACAGAGCAUAAUCAGAAAAAUGGAUUCAUGUGGCCCAACCCAAUUGAUUGGGACACAGGCUUGGUUUGGUUUAGUUUAGACAUAGUUUCCUCUUCAGAUUAGUUAGACAGUUUCCUCUUUGGUUCAUAUGUUCAAAAGUUCAAAUUCCCGAAUCUGCAUUAAUAUUGCUUUAAGCUGCAUAUUAAUCACCAUAUAUGCCCAUCAUACACACGACUUACUUCUCUUAAGUCGAUCUUGAUGAUGUUUCUUUUAUUUAAGUUGAGGAUCCCUUGGUACUUUAAUGUGCCUUGAGUGGACUGGAGAAAUUGGGUAUGUGCAUUACAUAGUUAAACUUUCACAAUCAAAAGCGGGAAACUACUUGCAUUGUUCUUUGAAUUGCCUUCUCAAACAAAGAGCCCAACUUUUGUGCCUUUCCUGAGACUCAAAACCUUUCUGCUCUGGCUCACUUAUUUGCUGGUCAUGAAAGUUCCGCUUUGUGGGGAAACUUGUACUCCACAAUAGGAAAGGAUUUCACUACUCCUAAUGAAAAAUUCCUGUGGUGAUGUAAUCUGCCCUGUAAUCUAUUAACUCUUCCCCAGGUGGGUGGUGCACGAACUUGCACUGGUAUUAAUGUGCACGCUAUCGUAGGAGCAUAUUAUGAGGAUAGACAUUAAAUUUUGUGCAACUCACUGGGAUUUUAACUUGUGUACAUUUAAUGUUGCCCCUAUCUCGUUUGUACCGAUAUUGAUACAGACAGUUUGGAACAGAAAUAUCGUAAUAUUUAUGUAGCUUCCUUGGAAUAGGAUUCUCAUUCCUUAGAAUGUUGUGUGGAUAAUGGGUCAAAGUGAAAAACAUGAAAAACAUCUAUCGAUAAACUGCCAGAGCUGUUUGUUCAGUAGUGAUGGUCAUUUUGACUUCGUGGCCCAUCCAUUUGGCAGGAUUAGCAAGAAGAUGGAUCUUGUCCGACUAUCCUUGACCUUUUAAUGAACGUGAUCAUUGCUUCUUCUCAUUCUUUCGUGGUCUGUCUCCUGUCGUCGAUCUUUUUGACAAGUAUACAUAAUCAAAAUUAAAUGUUUUUGAGCCAUUGGAACUGUUGCAGCUACAAUUUUUUCUUUUCAAAUGGAUAUGUGGAACUUUGCUUGAAUGCAGGAUUAUGCAGUGCAUAGUGAAAUACUUAUGUGGAGUUAUUGUUUUGUACGUUCUUUGAAUAUUUGUUCAGGAUACAGGACACCUGUAUGCUGCAAACUGUUUCUAGCAGUGAUGGAAUCUAGAUCAGGUGCAAACUUUUUUGAAUUGGCUUCUGGGGACCUACUUGAUAUCCCUCAAACUCCAAGAGCUCUUCCCAGGGUGAUGACUGCACCUGGAAUUAUAUCCGACUUGGAUGGGGAUUUGGAUGUGACCUCACCAGUUUGUCGUGAGAGGCAAAUUAUAGUCGCAAAUAUGCUACCUUUGCAUGCUCAAAGGGACGUUGAAACUGCCAAAUGGUGCUUCAGCUGGGAUGAGGAUUCACUUCUAUUGCAACUGAAGGAUGGAUUGUCACUUGAGACUGAGGUGGUAUAUGUGGGUUCUCUCAAGGUUGAAGUGGAUGUCAGUGAACAAGAAGAAAUUGCCCAGAAACUUCUUGAGAAUUUCAAUUGUGUCCCCACCUUCGUUCCACAUGAACUUCAUGAAAAAUUCUAUCAUGGUUUUUGCAAACAGCAACUAUGGCCUCUUUUCCAUUACAUGCUACCUAUGUGCUCUGACCACGGUGACCGUUUUGACCGUCUACUUUGGCAGGCUUACGUAUCCGUAAACAAAAUAUUUGCGGAUAAAGUUAUGGAAGUAAUUAAUCCGGAAGAAGAUUAUGUUUGGGUUAAUGAUUAUCACUUCAUGGUUCUCCCUACAUUCUUGAGGAAGCGCUACUAUCGAGUCAAGCUAGGAUUCUUUCUCCACAGUCCUUUCCCUUCAUCUGAAAUAUAUCGAACUCUUCCAGUUAGAGAUGAAAUUCUUAGAGGGUUGCUGAACUGUGAUCUGAUUGGGUUUCACACGUUUGAUUAUGCGCGCCACUUUCUGUCAUGCUGCAGUAGAAUGUUGGGUCUGAACUAUGAAUCAAAGCGUGGAUACAUUGGGCUUGAUUAUUUUGGUCGAACUGUGUACAUUAAAAUUCUGCCCGUGGGUAUUCAUAUGGGUCGACUUCAAUCUGUGUUGAAUCUUUCCUCUACGGCUGUCCGAGUCAGAGAGAUUCAGGAACAGUUUAAGGGGAAAAAGGUGAUUCUUGGCAUUGAUGACAUGGACAUAUUUAAAGGGAUCAGUCUGAAACUCCUAGCUUUUGAACAACUCUUGCAACGGUAUCCGGAUUUGCAGGGUGAAUUAGUCUUAAUCCAAAUAGUAAACCCUGCUAGGAGCUCAGGAAAGGAUGUACAAGAAGCGAAGAGAGAGACAUAUUUGACUUCCGGGAGGAUUAACAAUAUGUAUGGCUCCCCUGGAUAUCAACCAGUCAUUCUGAUUGAUCGUCCUGUUGCCCGUUACGAAAAGACAGCAUACUAUGGUUUGGCUGAAUGUUGUAUCGUGAGCGCAGUGAGGGAUGGGAUGAACUUGGUUCCUUACAAGUAUAUUGUUUGCCGACAGGGUUCUCCAAGUAUGGACAAAGCCAUGGGUAUCAAAACAGAUUCCCCUCGCACAAGCAUGCUUGUUGUGUCCGAGUUCAUAGGGUGCUCGCCUUCCUUAAGUGGAGCAAUAAGGGUUAACCCAUGGGAUAUUGAUUCCGUGGCUGAGGCUAUGAAUCUGGCAAUCACAAUGCCCGAUUCUGAGAAACGCUUGCGGCAUGAGAAACAUUAUCGAUAUGUUAGUUCUCACGAUGUAGCGUAUUGGGCUCGCAGUUUUGUGCAAGAUUUGGAGAGAGCAUGCAAAGAUCACUACAGUAAGCGCUGCUGGGGAAUUGGUUUAGGUCUGGGGUUUAGAGUUGUUUCGCUCUCUCCAAAUUUCAGAAAGUUGUCAAUUGAUCACAUUGUCUCAACGUAUAAAAGGACCAAUAGAAGGGCUAUUUUUCUGGACUAUGAUGGUACGAUUGUCCCCCAGAGUUCUAUUGUUAAAAGCCUGAGCCCUGACGUUGUGGCUGUUCUGAAUGUUCUGUGCAAUGAUCCAAAGAACACUGUCUUUAUUGUUAGUGGGAGGGGAAGAAGUUCGCUGAUUGAGUGGCUUGCUCCCUGUGAGAGGCUGGGAAUUGCUGCUGAACAUGGGUUCUUCAUAAAAUGGAGUAAGAACACAGACUGGGAAUCCAGUCCCUUGACUGCACACCUCGAGUGGAAGCAAAUUGUGGAACCGGUUAUGAAAUCAUACAGAGAGGCAACUGAUGGCUCUAACAUAGAAAUUAAAGAGAGCGCUCUAGUAUGGCACCAUCAGGAUGCUGAUCCUGACUUCGGAUCCUGCCAAGCUAAGGAAUUGUUGGAUCAUUUGGAAAGUGUGCUUUCUAAUGAACCUGCAGUUGUCAACAGGGGUCACCAUAUUGUUGAAGUCAAGCCACAAGGAGUAAGCAAAGGGUUGGUUGCAGAGAAGGUUAUCUCAACAAUGGUUAAAAAUGGGGAACCACCGGAUUUUUUGAUGUGCAUUGGGGACGAUAGGUCAGAUGAAGACAUGUUUGAGAGCAUAUCAAGCACAGUCUCUUGUCCUUCCUUUCCGGUAGCUCCCGAGAUAUUUGCUUGCACUGUUGGGAAAAAGCCAAGCAAGGCCAAGUAUUAUCUUGACGAUUCAGCUGAUGUAGUUAGACUACUUUGUGGCCUCGCUAAUGCUUCUUGUCCGAAACCCACGCGUGUUGCUCAUUUCCAAGUUUCAAUGGAGAAUCCGUUUUGAGAUGAAUGGAGUGAUGGUAUCUAGUCGUGUUUGGUUUUGGAGAUCUAUUUCUCCCGAUUGGUAAGUUGGUUUGGCCUUUUCGAUCUGAAUUCAACUGAUGAACCUUUCGGACACAAGAAGGGUAGAAGGGCAAGGUUUUGUGACACCAGAAUCGCCGGUGUUUGGAGGCUUAUGGGCAAAAAUCCCAUUUCCCGGAGUACAGUUUUGCGGAUGCUUACAAUCGCUGCCCUUGAUGAUUUGAAGGUAGCAUUAUCUGUAUAGGUACAAUGAUUUUACUUCUCUUACAUGACAUGUCAGUUUGAUUAAAACUUUCUAUCGGUCCAUGUGAACUUUGCUAAUUAUAUCAGAGUAUUAUUCCAUUCUUCAAACGGAUGAAGACCGGCUGUCAUCUGUUUAUCCGAACGCCUUUGUGUAUAUUGAUUUCCUCCCAUUCUUAUGCAAUGGGUUAAAUUCUGGAGAGAUGUUUCCUUUU